Molecule: messenger RNA, 4843 nt
Organism: Choloepus didactylus (southern two-toed sloth)
Lineage: Eukaryota; Metazoa; Chordata; Mammalia; Pilosa; Megalonychidae
Gene: GNA13
Product: G protein subunit alpha 13
Exons: 4
Coding region: 185-1318 (377 amino acids)
Biological process (GO): adenylate cyclase-activating G protein-coupled receptor signaling pathway; Rho protein signal transduction
Cellular component (GO): heterotrimeric G-protein complex; brush border membrane
Molecular function (GO): G-protein beta/gamma-subunit complex binding; D5 dopamine receptor binding; GTPase activity
Source: RefSeq, a predicted model, not a curated record
CCCUGCUCGCCGGGCCCGCCCUGCCUGGCCCGCCCUUCGACUCACUUUGCUCGUUCCCUCCCUCCCCGGGCGCGCUAGGGCCGCCGCAGCGCUCCCCGCCCUCCAGCCGCGGUGCCGGAGCCGCCCGCCGCCCGAAGAGGAGGUGGACGGAGCCGCAGGGGCCCGCCGAGGCGGCGGCGGCAAGAUGGCGGACUUCCUGCCGUCGCGGUCCGUGCUGUCCGUGUGCUUCCCGGGCUGUGUGCUGACUAGCGGCGAGGCCGAGCAGCAGCGCAAGUCCAAGGAGAUCGACAAAUGCCUGUCUCGGGAGAAGACCUACGUGAAGCGGCUCGUGAAGAUUCUGCUACUGGGCGCGGGCGAGAGCGGCAAGUCCACCUUCCUCAAGCAGAUGCGGAUCAUCCACGGGCAGGACUUCGACCAGCGCGCGCGCGAGGAGUUCCGCCCCACCAUCUACAGCAACGUGAUCAAAGGUAUGAGGGUGCUGGUAGAUGCCCGAGAGAAGCUUCAUAUUCCUUGGGGAGAUAAUUCAAACCAACUCAAUGGAGACAAAAUGAUGGCAUUUGAUACCCGGUCACCCAUGGCAGCCCAGGGAAUGGUGGAAACACGGGUUUUUUUACAAUAUCUUCCUGCUAUAAGAGCGUUAUGGGCAGACAGCGGCAUACAGAAUGCCUAUGAUCGACGACGAGAAUUUCAACUGGGUGAAUCUGUAAAAUAUUUCCUGGAUAACUUGGAUAAACUUGGAGAAUCAGAUUACGUUCCCUCACAACAAGAUAUUCUGCUUGCCAGAAGGCCCACCAAAGGCAUUCAUGAGUACGACUUUGAAAUUAAAAGUGUUCCUUUCAAAAUGGUUGAUGUAGGUGGUCAGAGAUCAGAAAGGAAACGUUGGUUUGAAUGCUUCGACAGUGUGACAUCAAUACUUUUCCUUGUUUCCUCAAGUGAAUUUGACCAGGUUCUAAUGGAAGAUCGACUGACCAAUCGCCUUACAGAAUCUCUGAACAUUUUUGAAACAAUUGUCAAUAACCGGGUUUUCAGCAAUGUCUCCAUAAUUCUCUUCUUAAACAAGACAGACUUGCUUGAGGAGAAAGUGCAAAUUGUGAGCAUCAAAGACUAUUUCUUAGAAUUUGAAGGGGAUCCCCACUGCUUAAGAGACGUCCAAAAAUUCCUGGUGGAAUGUUUCCGUAACAAACGCCGGGACCAGCAGCAGAAGCCCUUAUACCACCACUUCACCACUGCUAUUAACACGGAAAACAUCCGCCUUGUUUUCCGUGAUGUGAAGGAUACUAUUCUUCAUGACAACCUCAAGCAGCUUAUGCUACAGUGAUGUACAAAAGACUUGCUAUUUUAAUAUCUUUUUGUGUCUUUGAUUGUUUUCUGUUUUUGUUCUUUUUUUUCUUUUUAAAGUAGCAGUCUACAACAGGAAUUAGAAAAAUUUUGAUUCUUUGAUUAACUUCCUGGAAGUCUUAGUCCCUCUUUUGUGGACUUUAGUUUGUGGGUGAAAGCUGCUGAAUAACACAUUGCCAAUAUCUGCUGAAGCUCAGGCUUUGAUCUGUUUCACUAUGGCUUCCAUUUGAGACAAGUGGUAAUUUCUUGGCAUACGUCAGAUUAGGUAUAUUUCAGGCUUUAAAUUCUUCCAAUUUUCAAACUGAAUUUUCCUGUAGUGCCAAGCUUAGAGGUUGUCCUUAAAUACUUGCAGGUAUGAGGCCAAGAACAAGUAAACCAAAUAAGAUGUCUUUAGUCUGCCUAACACAUAGCAAUGACACUUGACUUCCUAUUUUGAAAGGGCUAUCGGAAAAAAGUUUGAUCUAAGGAAUGCAUUCUGUAGGUUUACCCAGAUUUAGCCCCUUUUUUUGUUUUAAAAUUUCUUUGGUUUCUGAAGAUAGUUUUCUUAAUGUUUUCAAGUUUACAUGAGGAUUUUUGAUCUGAUGCUAAUGAAGAGUUCACAAAUGGUGGGGAAGGGGGAGCAAAAGGUAAGCAAAUGCCAUGUAUAGUGUUUUGAUCAACAGUAAAGAGUAAAAUAUAAUUUGUCUUUUUCAUAUUUAAUUAUCAUAUAAGUAAUGUGCCAUAUGUGAAACAUUCUGGCCAUAGUAGCAACUAAAAGCUACAAGCAACUUGGAAGCAGAAUUUUCUGAGUAAACAUACCUUUUCCAGUCACACUUCUAAAUCCUGUCUCAUAUGAUUUUGGUCCUUAUUGUAGAAAACAUUAUUGCACCAUCACAACCAUCUUUCUUUUGCUCUCCUGUCCAUUUCCAUCAACUCCAGACUGUGGCAUUUAUGGGAUUUUCUGUUUAUUUGGGGCUUGCCAAGGCAGUAUUUCUCUGUCAAGCUAUUCAAGAAGGCAUUAUUUGAGAUUCUUACUCAUUCUUGUGUAUCUCUAAAAGAUACAGUAUGUACAUUUUUGUAUAAUUAUUGUUUAUGAAAUACCGGCUUUUUCGAGGUACAUUUUAAAUGUUUUAAGGAUACUUCUAUGGAUAAAUGGUAAUUGUUUAGUUCACACUUAAAGACAAUUACAUUUGACUUCUCCCGCUGCUUACCAAGUUAAAACGCACCCAUGAAGUAGCUUUGUGAUUAUAAAUACAUUCAUAGUGAACUCACCAGAAUGGCUGGUUUGCAGUAGUAAAAAAUACUGUCAUGUAGGUUAUAUGUAGUGCUAGAAUUGGAUUUAGAGAAACAAAUUUACAAGGCUGGUGACAGUUUGAAAAGUUGAACAGCUUUUCUCCUGUAUUUGAAAAUUGUGAUUAAGACUGUGAUAUCUGUCACUUUACUGUAUAGCUGACUGUGUUCUCAGGUAUUUUAUUGGUUAGAAAGUCCUUCAAAGAUUGGUCAACAUUGUGGAUCACCCAGCCUUUCCAGGACAUUGGCGCUUGGUCUGUUCUGCUGUCAAGGGUAAGAGGUGGGCUUCUCAGUGAGCCAACCAGGCAUUGCUCUUAACAUACCUACUUUUCUUGCAUUUGAAGUGCUACCGUUGUCAUACGCAUACUAGCUGCCGGUGUUUCAUGUGUUGGUAAUACAUGAGCUACAAACGUGUAGCCCCACAUCAUAACACAGGUGUGCACAGGAGAAUUCAUGCAUGUUUGAAUAGUUUUCCAUCUAGUGCUUCUUGCCAAAAAGGAUACAUUGUUUAAAUCCACAGGGUUAAUGUAAUCUCAGUGCUAGUGACUCCCUCUGGAUAUGUAUGUGCACAGUAACAUUGGAUUUUUUGGUGAAGAGUCUAUGUGAACAUUUAGCAUAUAGUUUUAUGGAAUGGUCAGAAUAUUUAAUUUUACUGAAGGCUAACAUAAAUUCCCUACAUAAAGAGGAAACGUAGUCUUAUUUAAAUUAUACUUAAUAUCUGUGCUGUGAAUCAUAAACAUUGCCUGACAAAGCAGAAAUCUCCAAGUUUCUCCAUGUUGUCUACCACCAAGAAAUGUUAAAACACCAAAUAGAUAUGAUAUUAUUUUUGGCAUUUGUGAUUUUCUUUCCUGGCAUGUGUGAAGUCUCCGAGUCGACAUUCUUUUAAAAUCUAGAAAAUAUUUUGAGGCAGUAAAUUCCUUGUGUUUCAUGGCAGACUUGUGUAGAACAUUCAGUAGAGCUGUGAGGUUCAAUCUAAAGGCUUUAGAUCACAUUUGUAAUAUACUGUAUUUUUAAACCAUUUGAAGGAGUCUUAUAGUGGUAGCAUGAAAACCAGAUCCUUCUGAAAUACCACUAUACGAAGAGAGAGAGAAUAUUUAGUGAUCAGAAUUGAAAGGAUGCUUGUAAUUUUCAUUAUGCCAAUUCCCUCUAACCUCUAAAAAAGUAAUUUAAAUUUAAUAUUCUUUGUUAUAUGUUCAGUUUUUCUGUCCUCAUGGUUAUGUUUUGAAAUAAAAUGUGCCUAAUUCUAUAUUACAUUCUGUUCUUAAACCUGAAUGCCUUCUUGUUUUAUUCUCAAGAAAUAUCACACAAGUGUCUUCACUGACCUUGAAGAAAUUUAUAUCAUACAGAGUUGCCUUAUAAAUCAAAGAACAACACAAGUUUGAGCCUUGAUUUUUUAAAGAGAGUUUUGUUAAAUGUUUUCUGAAGUUCUAAAUAAUAAUCCAAGUUGUAUGCCUCUGCCACUUAAAUAUUAUUUUAAAUAACUUAAAUUGUUGAUUUUUGCCAAAUAUUUUAUUAAAUUGAAAUCAUUUCAAUUUUAUUGCCUGGAAAGGACACUUGAUAGAGAGCAACUGCAACCAAAGAAGGCAAGGUGGAGUGAAAAAGAUCAUUCUUUUUUGAUUUGUUUUAACAAGUUACAUUGGCAUGUACUUUGCAUGGGGAACGUCUGCUGGUUCAUCUCUGCAGUGGGGCUGCUUAGGGAAAUCCUUGUUUAGUCAGGGGGCAGUGGUUGCUUUAAAAUAAAAGGAGGUAAAAUUGCUUAAUGCCAGAAAUAACUGUAAGUAUUGUUUUAGAUUCAAUAGAAAUCAUAAGCCCUAUAAUUUUUUGUAAGAGGGGAUGGGUAAAUCUUAACUUUCAAUGUAUACCCAAAUACUUGUAUUUAUGCUUUUGAUAAAAUGUAUUUUCAUCAUUAGUACACAUAUCCGGUUAUGCCUUAUUUAAAUGAAGAAUAAAGUUACCAAGUUAUGCACUGUUAUGUCCUGAAACUCCAAUCACUAUUUGAAGAAGCCCUCAAAUUGGUGCUUUCAUUAGUUAAUGGAUACAUUUAAACAAAACCGCAAAAUAGGCCAUUUGAAACAAGAUUCUCUCCAUUGCAAUCUGUAGCAAUGUUAUAUCUGUAUAUGUAAUGGGAAGGUUAAAUAUCAGUGUUAACUCUUAAUUUCUUGUUUGAAUCCAUGAAAUCAUGCCUGUAAAGCCCAAACAUUUGUAACAAACUCCCUAAUAAAUCUAGAGAAAGUCA